UCAACGCAUUUUUCAGAUUCUAGAAAAGGUAGGGCGCAGGGCGGCUGGCCCCCGCAAGAGGAGAGACAUAGUCAGCUACUUCCCUAGCUGAACAGAUCAGCUAUCGCAAUCAGUUGAUGUCUUCAGAUGAGAUCUAACACUAAACUGAGCAUUAAGCUGGUUUUACGCUAAUUCGCCGUCGGUCGUCCAUAAACAAAAACCCUUACAAAAUGUCAGAGCCGUCGGUGGCCGACACUCGCCGGUUACAUUCCAAACCCCAGGACCUGAACGACGCUUACGGUCCCCCAAGCAAUUUCCUGGAAAUAGACGUUUAUGACCCACAAAUCGUCGGAGUUGGACGGAACCGGUACACAACUUACGAAGUUCGCAUGCGGACAAACCUUCCCAUUUUCAAACUGAAGGAUUCCUGUGUGAGAAGAAGAUACAGCGACUUUGAGUGGUUAAAGAAUGAGCUGGAAAGAGACAGUAAGAUUGUAGUACCAACUCUACCAAGCAAAGCCCUGAAGAGACAGUUGCCGUUCCGUGGGGAUGAGGGCCUUUUUGAGGAAGCUUUCAUUGAGGAGCGACGAUCGGGCCUGGAGCAGUUCAUCAACAAAAUUGCAGGUCACCCAUUGGCCCAGAAUGAGCGCUGUCUUCACAUGUUCCUGCAAGAGGAAAGCAUUGACCGUAACUACAUUCCUGGAAAAGUAUGAAUGAAGUAAGUUUUUAUGCUUUAUUACCGUAUAUCCUGACUCCAAGCGCUUUCUAGAGGGUUAAGGAGGUUGCAUGGGCACUAUAAGACCAAAGGCGAUAGUUCACAGAUACUUAAGCAACACAAUGCUCAUAUCAUGUAUAUGUUAUCACAGAGAUCUACCUGCAACGUGUUAACUUGUUAAUGUGGUCCCUGGUUGUCACAUAAAACAACCAGUUAUUCCCCCCCCCCCCCCCCCCCCCCCCCCAGUUCUCACUCGGCCAUAAGUUAAUCAGCUGUUUCUCAGUAACUGGUUUGCAGAGGUUUCCUUAAUCCACCCAUAUACAUCGAGUGGAAAACACAACCCCCCCUCCCACUAGUGUUUUUAUGAGUUAUGUGAACUAUUGUUUCAUUGGAAUAAGUACUGUACACCACCAAUGACAAGAGCACUCUUUUUUUUUUAUCAACAUGUCUAUUCAGACUAAUUCUGAUACAUUAUCAUUGUCUACUGCACUAAUCAUUUGCUGCAUGGCAAACUUUGCACGCUUGCUUUGCAAUAUGUGCAUGUCAGUCUCACUGACGACUUCUUUUAAAUACUUCUACAAUCACCAUCAUUUUUGUUCAACCUGUCCAAACAGAGCUUUAUUCCUUUAAAUUCAGUCGUUGUGUUUAUAUUGUCUGCAAGUACAUAAUGCCAUGUCCUGCGUUUUGAUGUUUAAUAAUGUUCUUUCUCUUGUAUCUGUCUAUCAUCAGUUAAGUUCAGUGGACACUUUGAUGUCUGAUGAACUGAAGCUGUUGAAUUUAAUAUCUUAUAACCGUCAUGUAAGAAAUACAAGGCAUUGAAUUUUCUGCACACUGGUCCCAUCCAAGUCUCCGAACACAAAGUCUGGCAAUAUCUUUCCAAGAAAUUGGCAUAAUGAUGUAAAAAGAAAUCCUCACUGCAUUAUGCUCAUUUGUUAAGUCUGUACUCCUCAGCUUGGCACACCACGUCAUUAAACUGCAUGCUGUCAUGUUAAGGUCACAGCUUCCUUCAUUUUCUUUACCUGCCUGGCUGACUGAACUAAAGACACAUUUCAGUCCAGAAAAACUGUUGUCACUAGGAUUACAGUACUUUAAAGGUGCACUAUGUAGGUUUUGUAGUGGAAUUUGAAAGUUGGAGAAGUGAAAAAUUCUAUGCUACAUUUUUUUAACUAAAUACACAAUAUAUAUAUAUAUAUUUUUUAAAAAGGGAUCCCUGGAACACUGUUUGGAGCUCAAAAGCUGGCUGUUGCGGUUUAACUGUUUCGGGACCCCCACCAUAACUUAUGGCGUAGCAUUUUAUCUUCAAACAUUGUUCCAGGGACCAAAAUUUCCUCUGAGGACAGUUUGUGUAUAGAGUUAUGAACAUAUACCACAUACUAUGUACACUUUUCACAUUUAAAUCUUUCACAAUUUCACAUUUCUCUACCAAAACUACAAAGUGCACCUGUAAUAGGGUUGGGGAUCUGAUGAUUGAACUGGCUUGAACAUGACCUGCACUUCAACUCCUGACUUUGCUCAGUUUAAAAACAGAACUGACCCCUACACUCAUCAUGAGUCAGAAUUUCCAGAUUUUGACCAGGGAUUAAUGACCCAAGUGUACAGCGGAAGUUUAGAGAGUCAUCCUUUCUGCUUCGUUGUCCUUUAAAGAAAAAGGAGUGAGCUGACUUUAAGAGAGCACAGAGUGUAACUCUCUAUCCAUUGUCUCUGAAUAUAUGAAGAUUGAAACUUUUCAAACAGGAGUCCUACACACACGCAUGGAAAGUUUGCAAAUGUGUGUUAAUUGAUCAUUUGAAAAAUUGUGUUCAAGCAGAGAUGGAAAUGGGGCUGUUGUACAGUUUGAACCCAAAGUGUUGUGAUAGUUUUUAUAAAAUAUGUUGUGAUACGUGCCAUUACAUUUAGUCAGUAAACUCUGUUCUAAGAGACUCACAGCAUUGACCAAAUGCACUUAAUUUUUGUUGUCUAUUGUUCCUAAUGUUUACUGUCUCUUUCUCUCUCUCAUCGCAAAGACAAUACAGACUGCUGCACCUGCCCCUUGUACAUUUAUUUCUACUUCACGUCAUUUAAAAAGCCAGUGGAAAUGCCUGAACUGACGAGUAUCGACAGUGUAACACAAAUAUUGCUCCCAGGACAAAACUAAGACAUCCAAUCUAUAAAUUGUUUGAUGUUGUGUCUUUAUUCAGUCAUUCCAAAUACUAUAUGUACAUGCUUUUGAUUUCAUAAUCAGUGAAAAGGAAAACAUUUUCAAUAUAUACUUUUUUGUCAUUUUAUUAAAGCUAGAUUUUUUUUUUCUCCAAUGAUUCUGUUUUAUGAAUGUCUUCUGAUUGAAGUUGAAAAUGAGGGUAAAUUCCUGCUUUGAUUGUUUAUUUUCUUUCCUUAGCCGAGAUGUUUCUUGAUGAUAACCUCCCAAAGUUGAGCAACAUGUAGCACCAUGAUAAAUACAGUUACCUGUCAUUCCACUUCAGUAUAUUUGACCCCGAGUUCUUCAGUAUGUCCUGAAAAAAAAGCUCUCAAUUGUUUGAACUCUGCUGUCUUAGUUGCAUCAUCAUGCCUACACUUUGGCUGUGCGUUGUCAAAUCAGCUAUUGGGAAUGUUUAGUUAGUGACAUAACCAUAUCCAAGCACUGUGACAAGAGAUUCAUUAUAUGAACAAGAUUCCAUCGUUUAUAGGCGUAAUCAGCAUCUGGUUAAAUCGAUCUGAAAUGAGGCUUAUUCUGUGCUUAUUUUCAGCUGGUUUCAUUCUUUCUAUCAACAUUUUUUUUUUGUGAUGUGUAUUAAUACCUUAUCAUUUCAGUUCCAUAUGGGAUGAUGAGGGACUUCCUUGUUAAUUCUUUCCAACAAUUAAAUUUCCUGCUGCCUGCUG
Molecule: messenger RNA, 3550 nt
Organism: Labrus mixtus (cuckoo wrasse)
Lineage: Eukaryota; Metazoa; Chordata; Actinopteri; Labriformes; Labridae
Gene: snx12
Product: sorting nexin 12
Exons: 5
Coding region: 210-692 (160 amino acids)
Biological process (GO): late endosome to Golgi transport; endocytic recycling
Cellular component (GO): early endosome membrane; retromer complex
Molecular function (GO): phosphatidylinositol-3-phosphate binding
Source: RefSeq, a predicted model, not a curated record